AUGACUGCUCUUCAUUAUGCAGCUGAAGCUAAUGGUGCAGAAUUAAUAGAAUUGCUUAUUUUAUAUGGCGCAGAUAUCAAUGCAAAGGACAUUAAUGAGAACAUCCCUCUUGUAUAUGCAAUAAAAGGUAAAGCUAGAGAAUCAAUAGAAAUUUUAUUAUUACACGGGGCAGAUAUUGAAGCUAAAAACAAUAUAGGAGCGACUCCUCUAUUUUUUGCAACUAUUAUGAGCUCUAAAGAAAUUGUCGAACUUCUUUUAUCACAUGGUGCAGAUGUAAAUUAUCAGGAUAUAAAUAAUGGAUUUACUGCUCUUCAUUACGCAUUAAAUCACAAUAGGACAGAAAUAAUAAAGUUAUUAAUUUUACACGGUGCUAACGUUAACUCUAAAAAUUCUUCUGGAGGAACUCCUCUUCAUUUUGCAGCAGAUAAUAAUUGUAAAGAAAUUAUAGAACUUCUUCUUACAUCUGGUGCAAAUAUUGAUGAUAAAUCUAAUUCCGGCCACACAGCUCUUCAUGUUGCAGCAACGAAGGGCUAUAUAGAAAUUGCAGAAACACUUAUUUUGCAUGGUGCCAAUGUUAAUGAAAAAUCUACUAAUGGGUUGACAGCUCUGCAUAUUGCUUCAGAUAAAAAUUGUCAAGAAAUCGUAAUAAUGCUAAUUUCUCAUGGAGCAGAUAUUAAUGAAAAAAGUUUAAAUGGAUGGACAGCUCUUCAUUUUGCAUCCCAAAGAAAUUACCAAGAAAUAGUAAAAUUGUUAAUUUCUAAUGGAGCAGAUAUUAACGCAAAAAACAAAGAUGGGUCCACUGCAAUCAAUUUGGCUGUAUACAAAGGCUUUAAAAACUUAGUAGAAUUGCUAAUUUCACAUGGAGCAAGCGUUAAUGAAAAAGACUUUGAUGGAAUAACAGCUCUUCAAGCUGCUGCAUAUUAUAAUAACGUAGAAAUAACAAAAAUUCUUAUUUCACAUGGUGCGAAUCUAAAUGAAAAAGAUAAAAACGGUAAGACUGCUCUUCAUUAUGGUUCAGAGAAAAACAGCAAGGAAGCAGUUGAAAUUCUUAUUUCUAAUGGCGCAAACAUAAAUGAAAAAGAUAAUGAUGGAAGAACUGUUUUUGAUUAUGCAACCAAGAAUAACAGCCAAGAUGUAUUGGAACUUCUUAAUUCUCAAGCUUUUCAUAUUGAAACUAAAUAG
Trichomonas vaginalis G3 is the source of this 1182-nucleotide messenger RNA. RefSeq names its product cyclin-dependent kinase inhibitor 2C-related family. Lineage: Eukaryota; Parabasalia; Trichomonadida; Trichomonadidae. The transcript has a single exon. Bases 1 to 1182 code for a protein of 393 amino acids. Gene Ontology annotation, biological process: regulation of gene expression. Gene Ontology annotation, molecular function: protein binding. Gene Ontology annotation, cellular component: nucleus. The record is from RefSeq and is a predicted model, not a curated record.